AUGGAGAAGGUUAGACCACUUGCAGUAUUACUGGGGUAAGUUUAGGUUGUCUAGUUAUAUGUUUGUUCACUUUUAAUUCCAGACGGACGUUACCCACAAGGCCAAUAAAUUUUUCAAGGCUUGCCUCAUCCAAAGUAAGUUAUUAUUACCUUGUUUUUAUUCCUCCGAUUAGAGUAAUAUCUUCAACACUAUUAGCCUUAGUGAGCCUUUGCCUGGCUACGAAAAGGUGGUGUGCAUUGAUAAUAAGACAGUGAAACUAUACAACGCCAAGAUUACCAAACUAGAAAGUGGUCUUACAGUGGUUACUGAACCGGCGUUUGGGGAAUAUUGCACACUAGGCGUGGCCAUUAAUGCAGGGCCGAGAUAUGAGACGCAUUAUCCGUGGGGCGUCAGUCAUUUUAUCGAGAAGUUGGCUUUCAACGUAAGCUCAUUAAAUUUAGCUUUUAAUUCAUUUUUUAGACAUCAGAAAACUUUACCGAUCGAGCCCAUACCUUCCAGCUGAUAGAGGAUUGUGGAGCUUUAGUUGAUUGUCAGUCAACGAAAGAUACUUUCAUGUAUGCAGCUUCUUGUCGGACAGAAUCGACUGGAGAAAUGACACGGCUCAUUGCGGACACUGUACUUCGACCUCUUAUAGAUCUGGAGGAAGUUCGGUUUACAUCUGACGUUAUCCGAUUUGAGAACGAAGCCAAUAUUAGGAAACCCGAACCUGUGGAGUUACUCAUUGAUUGGGUUCAUGAAGCUGGAUUUAAAGGAAAUACGAUUGGAAUACCAAAAUAUUGUAGUAAUGAAGAGGUCGAGAAGAUCGGAAGAAGGGAUAUUUUGUCAUAUAUGAGUCAGUACUUCCGUCCGGACAGAAUGGUUCUUGGAGGUGAGACUUGUACUGUUUAUAUUGGUCAUUUUUUAGGAAUCGGAGUUGAUCACGAUUUCCUUGUUAGUCUUGGGAAACAAUUUUUGGAUCCGACGGACACAACAUGGGGAAAACACCCUUCCCAACUCCACAAAGACCUUCCUGUUGUCGACAAAUCUUUAGCUCAAUACACAGGGGGUAUUUUCAAAUUAGAAAAAGAUUUGUCCCAAGUCUCCUUGGGACCAACUCCGUUCCCGAAUCUUGCGCAUUUGAUGAUUGGAUUUGAAUCUGUAUCCACUUCACAUCCGGAUUUUGUUGCCUUCUGCGUUCUACAAUCAUUGCUCGGUGGCGGCGGAAGUUUCUCAGCGGGUGGCCCUGGAAAGGGAAUGUUUUCAAGGUUGUAUGCUGAUGUUAUGUACAGGUGUGUCUCUUUAUAGAAUUACCCUUCUUUAGAUAUCAUUGGUUUUAUAACGCAACUUCGUUUAAUUUCUCUUAUAUGGACACCGGAAUAUUUGCCGUUCGCGCGAGUGCGCCACCGGAAAAUGUAAUAAGUUACCAUACGACAAACUUUUCUGUAUUAUCGUUGUAGCUCCAUCAGGCCGCGAUUGUGAUCAUGGAAGAGUUCCUUCGACUGACAAAAAGUGACGUUGCGACGGAAGAAUUGGCCAGGGCUAAGAUUCAAUUGAAGUCGCAGCUUUUGAUGAAUUUGGAAAUCAAACCAGUUAUGUUCGAGGAUAUGACAAGACAAGUGCUGAAUCAUGGACACAGGAAGCAUCCUCAACAGUACCUCGAAGAAAUCGGUAAGAACUUUGGCAGCGGCUACAUUUUUUAUCUUUAUACGUCUCCCAAAAAUAUGUUUAUGAUUUCAGAUAAAGUCACGCCCAAGGACAUCAAUCGAGUAGCCCAACGAAUGUUGUUGAGUAAGCCCUCCAUCGUCGGCUAUGGCGAUUUACAAAGACUUCAAUCAUAUGAACGCUUUGAUCAAGCUGUUGCUCAACGAUCCGUCAAGACACUGUCAGAUUAG
Molecule: messenger RNA, 1871 nt
Organism: Bursaphelenchus xylophilus (pine wood nematode)
Lineage: Eukaryota; Metazoa; Nematoda; Chromadorea; Rhabditida; Aphelenchoididae
Source: the annotation of a GenBank genome assembly